AUGUCAAAUACUGCUGAAGUAAUUAACCCUGUAGAGCUUGGUAAUGCUGUAAAAAUAGCUGUUGGUGCUAUUACUGCUGGACUUUUCACCUAUUACUUUUAUACCAAGUACACAAAAAAGAGUGCUGGAGCUUAGAUUUGCCCAAUGAAGAAGUCUUUAAAUGCUAGACUUGGAGGUGAUGAAGUAGUUGCUAAAGCUACUAAAAGUUUUUAUGCUAAGGUCUUGAAGGAUGAGACUUUGAAGCCUUUCUUCAAAAAUGUUGAUAUGGCCAAACAAACAAAGAAAUAGACUGACUUCAAUAUCUUUGCUUUUGGUGGCUCUGAAAAGUGGUAUGGCAGAAAAUUAACUGAAGUUCAUAAGUACAUGGGAGUAUCUAAUGCUAAUUUCGAUAAAGUAGGUGAGUAUUUUUCUGAAAGUUUAAGAGAAUUAGGUGUUUCUGAAGAUCUUAUAAGAGAAGUUGAAUAAUGCAAUGAAAAAUAUCGUUCUGUAGUAGUUACAAUAUAAUGA
Messenger RNA from Tetrahymena thermophila SB210, 507 nucleotides. Its product is annotated as protozoan/cyanobacterial globin family protein. The record is from RefSeq and is a predicted model, not a curated record. Gene Ontology annotation, molecular function: oxygen binding; heme binding. Lineage: Eukaryota; Ciliophora; Oligohymenophorea; Hymenostomatida; Tetrahymenidae. The transcript has 2 exons.